Messenger RNA from Rubroshorea leprosula, 1077 nucleotides. The record is from the annotation of a GenBank genome assembly. NCBI's taxonomy places the organism in Eukaryota, Viridiplantae, Streptophyta, Magnoliopsida, Malvales, Dipterocarpaceae.
AGAAUUGAAUUUUUUUUUUUUUUGUUCUUUCUACCAAUUAAAUCAGACUAUGGAUGAUGUGCAGGAAAGCGAUGCAAAGUGGGCAAGUCAAGAGGCUAAAAAACUGAGACAUUAUUUUUGAGUGGUUUUGUUAAAGUUAGAAUCCACGUUGGCUUAAUUUAAAAACUGAUCAAAGCAUGCAGGCUUUUAUUCUACGCCUUGCGGGGAGGAAGAUGAACCCUCUUGUUUUGUCUCAUAAUUACACUUCGCCUUUAUUCUUUUUCUUUUUCUUUCUUUUUAAUUCCAGGUCUGAUGUGUUUCUCUCAAGGACACCCUUCCGUUACGCCUUUUCAAAGCCUGCAGUGGUAGUGUUGGGUUUUUUCAUUCUCUUUUUCUUGAAACUUUCCCCUUUUUUUUUUUUCCUGAACUUUCGACCUUUUUAGGUCCUUCCACGUUUUCUUAGCUGUUACUAAUUCUACGCGUUUUUAAAGGGCAAAACCAUAAGUUAAGCCCCUGAACUAACCCCAAAAUUGCUAUUAAGCCCCUAUACUUUAAUUGAUGCAGUUAAACCCUUGAACUCUGGGAUCAAAGCAAUUAAGCCCUUCUUCUUACGCCAUUACGCCCCUAAGACUUUAAUUUUUAAAAUAAAUUGCUUAAGAAGAAGGGCUUAAUUGCUUUGAUCCCAGAGUUUAAGGGCUUAAUUGCAUCAAUUAAAGUCUAGGGGCUUAAUAGCGAUUCUGGGGUUAGUUCAGGGGCUUAACUUAUGGUUUUGCCUUUUUAAAGGGUGUAGGUAAGGUUCCUUUAUUUCCAAUACGCGUUUUCCCUCCCCCAUUGGUUACGCGUUUUCUUCUUUUUUGACCAUUAAGUGAUGAAGUCUCUGGCUUCUUGGCUGCCAAUGUUGACAAAAGACUCGUACUGGCUUCACGUGAAGCUGCCGGGAAACGGCCCUACUUACUGCUUCUUUGGCUACUUGGCCGCUAAUGUUGACAAAAGACUCGUACUAGCGUCACAUGAUGUAAUUAUUUGGUUACAACUCAAAAAUUUAUAGAUUUGUAAGAGAUUUGUUUUUUAUUUUAUUAAUUAAAUUUUAAUUUUGUA